CACGGCUCCAGCGGCUGCAGCAGCAGCAGCACAGCAGCAGCAGCAACAACAACAGCAGCAUAGCAGCAACAGCAGCUGGAGAGACCGACCGGCUCUCCUCAGCAACAGCAGCAACUGCAGCAUUUACAGAAACUGCAGCAGCAGCAGCGGCAGCAGCAGCAGCGCCGCAUUGUCGCUGCAGCAGAAGGCUGCUCCAGGCAAGCAGCCCCAACAGGAGCAGCAGCAGCAACCCCCUGCAGCAUCUUCGUGCUGCAGCAAGGCAAAGCUUCUUCUGCUGCAGCUGCUGCAGCGGAACUGCAGCAGACAGCUCGUGUUCGGUGGCCUCUGCUGCGCUGCUACGCUGAGUUGGUGGCAGCAGCAGCAGCAACACGUAGCACUCACAACAGCAGCAACAGCAGCAAAAGCAACAGCAGCAGCAGCAGCAGCAGUGGCAGCUUCCGGGGCGCCUGCUUAA
Messenger RNA from Eimeria acervulina, 454 nucleotides. RefSeq lists its product as hypothetical. The transcript has a single exon. The record is from RefSeq and is a predicted model, not a curated record. Lineage: Eukaryota; Apicomplexa; Conoidasida; Eucoccidiorida; Eimeriidae. The annotation marks the transcript as partial.